Molecule: messenger RNA, 429 nt
Organism: Sungouiella intermedia
Lineage: Eukaryota; Fungi; Ascomycota; Pichiomycetes; Serinales; Metschnikowiaceae
Source: the annotation of a GenBank genome assembly
AUGGUAUGGCUUCCAUUUGGUAAAAGUUCCGGCGAGAGCACUUUGUCUUCCGUCCAGAUUGAGCAACGUUCUCAUACUCCACUCAAUGUUGCGCCAAAGGACUCAGAUAUUGCUCACACAUUAAACCAAAUUGCUUCUGAUGAUUCUCAACCAAGAGUCAAGGUAUUGACAGGAGAAUCCCGCAAACAGACAAACGAGCUGGUGACAACGUUUGUAGAGCAGAGACCAAAGAACAUGUUUAUCAUUGACGGUGAAAAGUACGCCAAUGAGAGCAUCAUCUGUACUAACGACGAGAGAGGAAACAAAACGUGCUUGAAGUUGAUGUACAACCUGAUUGAACUCUUCAAGCACAUGCAACACCUUGAGUACUUCUGUCUGUUGCCUAACGACAUUGACGCCACUUACUUUGAAUGCAGAAAAAUCACAUAA